AAAGAAGGGCCUGUUGGAAGCACGACACGUUAAUAAAACAGACAAUCACCGAAAGCAGCGGAUGGAUAUGCGAAGAGCAAAACCCUUCAUGAGUCUCGCCCUGGCCUGACGUCAUCUGACGAUCGUGUAUUGUUUUUAUCACCCCCCGUGCAGCCCUCACAAGUGGAAACGAGGUUCAGGUUCGAGAGCUGUAACCUUCUCUUGGUGUGUUUAGACCCGGUUGCCCCUGGCGACGACGACCGCAUUACACCCGACACCCCGCGCCCAUUGAUUCCAAACAGGAUUGAUUUACACCUGUAUUGUGUAUCUACCUGUCCACACCUCAGCCGAGUCGGUCAAGCCUGGCGACGAGCGGCUGUUCUUGGCGAUAUUUCGACGUACGAGACGCCCUUGACGUCGUCUGCUGCGUCAGAAGAUCGUUCCGAGAACGUGCCGGUGUCGGAGGGAGCGUGACUACCAGCUGACCGGGACCACCCGAGCGUACGCGAGUGUCAACAGGUGGCAGAGGUUUACGGAAAUCGCAUCGCUACGCGUGCCACUUUUCACGCUUGUGAGAACGCGAAAUCGCACGGGAGGGGAGCAGAAACGACACAGGCGUAACCAACUAGGCAAGCGGAUUUUCGGUGGUGACUUCGCUGCGCAAACCAACGUCACUAUCAAAGGAAGCAGACAGCAAGGUUUCCUGUCAUAGCAGAGAGGAUUACAGAUUGGUGAAGCUCAGUCAGGAAAGGAGAAUGUUAUAACAGAAGUCGGGGUGGUGUCAGUCUUCCAAACACAGUGACUGUGGCGGCGAGAAGUACGAGUGAAACGUAAGGAAGCUGUAACUUCGUAUUUUUUUUACGAUUCCUAUAAGAGUCAUCUUAAAGAAGGGCAGAAAAUCCAUCGCCAUACAAGUGGAAACGACGGGGUCAGUCUUGGCUUGUCAAGAUGUAAAUUCAGAGACUGUUAUGAGUCGCUAACUGUCUCCUUGACAGUACAACAGAUUAAAGUAGUGAUAAGAACGAAUCCCGUCCAUAGUAACUGCAGUGCUGCAGGUGUUCUUCAAGUGUAGAAACGUGCCACGAGAGUUAAGUCAAGCAGGAUCGUUUGCCGGUCAAUUGCCUUGUUUUAAAACAUCGCCCUGGAGCGCCCAGGAACAACGUGAGCGUAACAGGGCUACAGUCGAGUGUUUGUGAUCAUCAAGGAGAGACAACAAUGGGGUGCGGAUCGUCCAAAAGUGCGGCUGUCGUGACAGAUAGCCGUCGCGAAAAUCUACCUGACAGGGAGGACACGCAAUCUCGGAACAAGCAGCAGCAAAGUGCAUCAGAAGAAAGACUUCCUCACAGAACAACGGAACAAGAAAAGAAUCUGCGGAACUUGCCCGACUCAACAGUGUCGUUAGAUCACAGAGACCCUGGCGAGGUGGACGAUUAUAGGAACUCUAGAGACAGGAGUGUGAAAUCUGCCGAUCAGAUCAGCAUCGCAGGCUCUCAGGACAGCGGGAUAGAGACGUCCAACGAACGGCCGACCAAGGGCUCUCAUUCCGAACUGCCGGAUUUAGACGUCCUCAGGACAGUACCCAAAGCGGUGGCGUUCGACGUUCCCCUGGCCAACACCAGUGAAGGGAGCAUCAUCAGGAGACACCCGCCCAGGAGACUACAGGUCAGAGACUAG
Molecule: messenger RNA, 1653 nt
Organism: Branchiostoma floridae (Florida lancelet)
Lineage: Eukaryota; Metazoa; Chordata; Leptocardii; Amphioxiformes; Branchiostomatidae
Exons: 3
Coding region: 1195-1653 (152 amino acids)
Source: RefSeq, a predicted model, not a curated record